AUGGCUUAUACUCGUAUCGCCAUCAGAGCUUGUCGCAUUUUUGCUGGCCACGUUAUCGAUGGAAAAGAUGUUGCCGUUCCAAUCUUGGCUUGUGGAACAUGGGCAUGGGGCGAUAAAGGUCUUUGGGGAUAUGAUGAAGAGAAAGAUUUUGCGAAUGUAGAACGAGCAUGGACGAGCUUAAAUGGAUCUGGAAUUGGAUUUUAUGAUACGGCAGAAGUAUAUGGAAAAGGAGAAAGUGAGCGAAUCAUUGGAAAGUUACUCAAACAGACGCCUAGUGAACAAAGGUCACAAGUGAUCAUUGCAUCAAAGUGGUUGCCUGUUCCUAUCUUGCACGGAAGAUGGAUUCCUGGAGGGGGUAUCGAAGGUGCACUACGAAACAGUCUCAAAAGGUUGGGUGUAGAGACUAUUGAUCUGUAUCAAGUCCACAGUGCAUGGACAUACUUUUACAGCUUUGAAACGAUUGCAAAGUCAUUGGCAGAUUGCGUCAAGAAAGGUUUAACUAAAACUGUUGGACAAAUGUUGCACAUGCGGGACGCUCUCAAAAAGUACAACGUCCCUCUCGCAAGCAAUCAGGUCGAAUUCAGCUUAGCAAGAACGUAUCCCUUAUCGUCUGGCCUGAUUGAAGCUUGUCAUGAGAACGACAUCGUACCUUUGGCUUACUCACCUCUUGCAAUGGGACGUUUGACCGGCAAAUAUUCCGCGCAAAAUCCACCUCCUUCUAAUCGUAGAUUUGGAAAUUUACCAAUCGAAUCAUAUGAGCCUUUGUUGGAUGUUAUGCGUACAAUUGCCGAAAAUCACAAAGUCUCAUGUAGUGCGGUUGCAUUGAAUUAUGUAAUGGCAAAAGGAUGUAUUCCUUUGAGUGGUGCAAAGAAUGCGAAACAAGCACAACAAAAUGCACAAGCAUUAGGAUGGAGAUUGACCGAAGAAGAAAUUACACAAUUGGAAACACAUCAAAAGAUCGGUGGAACUACAUUUUGGCAAAAAGGUUGA
Molecule: messenger RNA, 990 nt
Organism: Meira miltonrushii
Lineage: Eukaryota; Fungi; Basidiomycota; Exobasidiomycetes; Exobasidiales; Brachybasidiaceae
Product: Aldo/keto reductase
Exons: 3
Coding region: 1-990 (329 amino acids)
Cellular component (GO): cytoplasm
Source: RefSeq, a predicted model, not a curated record